AUGGCCGACCUCAACCGUCUGACCAUCACCACAGUGCAUCCGGACGCACGUCCUUCCAUGCAAGGUUCUCAAGGACAGAAGCCACGAAAGCAGAAGAAGAAGUCGGAGCGGGAGCAAGCUGAACUGACGCCAGCCAAACGCUUUCAAGCUGCGCAAGAUCAAAAGCUUCGGGAGAUGCUUCACCGCCAGCAGGCUGGAAAACAAAACCUCCAGCCACGGCAAGCUGGAGAGCAAGCCCCAAACUUGGACGCCGAGAUUCCGGAGGCGGUUGGCUCGAUAAAAGCUGGGCCAUCAAGCUCGGGUGAUGCAGCGCUCAACGAGACGGCUCUCAAGCGCCCGGGCGAUUCACUUUCUCUUGAAGGUGCUGUACGUGCAGAGGAAAGCGCUGCUUCUGCCCAAAAGAUGGUUCGAUUGCCAGCAGCACCCCAAGACAUCGUGCCCAGCAUCGAGGUCGCUGCCUCGGAGGGCCCGAGUCUGAUUGACUGCACCAAAGCUCCGCGCGCCUACACUCGCAUUCUUGGCCUCAAAUUCCCCAUCUGGAAACCGAGCGAUGGCGACAACGUCGACACUGGCAAGGGCGACAUCUACGGCGCGUUAAUGCCUCCACUUGAAGAACGCUGGAAGGUGUUCCAGAGCGACAUCGGACCAUAUGACUGGAAGAUGGGCAACAUUCCUCCCAAGUACACUAGACUUGACGACCAAGGCAAGCAGAUGAUCCACCGACAGAUGAUUCCUCCCGCCGCACUCGUUCUGAAAUCCAACAUACCAGCUCCUCAGAUGGCAUUGCUCUGGCCGCACGACUUUACUCCUGGCUACAUUCGGCGGGCCCGAGCUCACGUUGGACGUCCUUCUAUCGUCAACCCAAAGGCCGAAGGUAGAGCCAAGUACGAAUCCGUUAUUCCGGGAGGAAAAGCGAAGCACAUUCAGCCGUACUUCUUCAUCGGUGGUCCCGAAUUCGAGCCUAUCCACUACCGUCCAAUACCAAAGGCGCCAGACCCCAGCGAGGAAGACCUCUCAGAAGUGGCACGCGAGAAGCGCCGCAUGGACGCUUAUCUCGACUCGAUUGAGGAGCCGAACCGUCGCGCUCACGGUCACAACCAGUAUACCCCGAAAGAUAUGAUGGUGAAGCACGGCGCGCCGUCAGGAGCGAAGCCCGUCGUCAAGAAACAUAACCUUCCGGCCCUCCCAAAGCCAAACCAUCACCUCAAGAGCUUUUACAACCCCAUUCACACAGAAUACCGUCUGGUCGGCGGCAUUGCGGAGAGCGCACGCGAGUCCGUCCGCGAUGAAAAGAAGAAGAAAAUCAAAGAAGCCCUCGCUCAGUCCAGCAUCGAAGACUUGCAGGCAGAGCUGACAUCUCGCAAGCGCCUUUUAGAUUCCGACGGUGAAGACGACAACCACUCUCCGCUCAAGCGCGCCAAGUUGCAACUUCCCGUCCCAGCGCCCCUGGCUAAGCCUGCUGAUAAAGAAAUCGAUCACGUCGUCCGCGAGCACGUCAACAUUCCUCGCACCUUGGGAAUGCUCAAUCGCAUUGACUUGGAAAAACGCAUUGCGCAGCAAGUCUUGGAGAAGAAUCCCAGCAAGCAAGCUCUUGCCGGUGAGCUCGCUCGCGACCAGAUCAAGGUCGAGCAAGGCCGCAAGGAGAUUGAGCUGCUGCGAAAGCAGUUGAAGGAGGCCGAGGCGGCUGCGGGAGAAGAUGAAGAUGAGAAUGGAAUGUUUUAG
Molecule: messenger RNA, 1722 nt
Organism: Sphaerulina musiva SO2202
Lineage: Eukaryota; Fungi; Ascomycota; Dothideomycetes; Mycosphaerellales; Mycosphaerellaceae
Exons: 5
Coding region: 1-1722 (573 amino acids)
Source: RefSeq, a predicted model, not a curated record